Messenger RNA from Fusarium verticillioides 7600, 1103 nucleotides. RefSeq lists its product as hypothetical. The record is from RefSeq and is a predicted model, not a curated record. NCBI's taxonomy places the organism in Eukaryota, Fungi, Ascomycota, Sordariomycetes, Hypocreales, Nectriaceae. Gene Ontology annotation, molecular function: acyltransferase activity, transferring groups other than amino-acyl groups. The transcript has a single exon. The coding region runs from base 266 to 976 and encodes 236 amino acids.
AAUAACCAUAAAAGUACCCUAAAAUUCUAUGAAGCCACUAAUUUAUUUCGAAUUGUUUAUUUUUCUUGGAAUACUCCAUAUAAGAACCCCACGGGGCUAUGCUUCGAAGAGAAGUGGAUCAAGGAUCAUGCAUUCAAGAGAACUAAUACCUCAAUCUUGGUGAAACAAUUUCUCAUAUUUAUCCACUGGGCGUUUAAAACCCUCUUCCCUCUCUCACUUCUUCUCAUUAUUCACGAAGACAAAAACUCACAAUCUCAUCAUCAAAAUGCCGCCCUCAGAUAUUCGAGUUGAACCAAUCACUGAUCCCGACGACUUCACGGCAGCGUUCAAAGCCGUCGCUAACGCAUUUGGCCACCAAACACAUGAUGCCAUCUGGAUUGCCUUCAACCCAGGUUGGGAUACCCCCGAGGGUGAGAGAGUAGGUACUCAACGUCUAGUUGAUCGCUUUUCACACAUCGCCACGAACCGGGACGGCCAACCCAACACCAUCUUUGUAAAAGCCACCAUCGACAACACCAUCGCUGGCCUCGCGAUAUGGGAGCAAGCUUCUGUUGUUCCAGGCUAUGGCAAUCCCCCCAGUGAUCUUGAAUCAUCGGGCUAUUUCAAGAAGCUGUACCCUGGGAACGAAAAGGAGCAGAGAUUUCUUGCUCAGGCGGAUAAGUCACUGUUUGGGCGACGAAUCGAGAUCAUCAACGAGAAAGCCGAGGCAUCUCCUCCUGCAGUUUUUGUAAUGGAUCUUUGUGCUGUUGAUCCCAAGUUCCAGAAAAGGGGGCUUGCGUCUAGGAUGGUGCAAUAUGGCCUUGAUGAGGCCAAGAGAAGGAAUCUGGAGUGCAUUACUGAAGCAUCCACCAUGGGAAGGUCGGUGUAUCUGAAGUUGGGCUUUAAGCAAGAGGGCUCUGAGACGGUUUACAACAUGGAUGAUGAGUUCAAAGAUAGGGACCUGCCAUCCAAUGUCGUUCUAAGAACCGGCAUCUAGGCCAAAGCGAGUGAAAUUGAAUAUAAAACGUCUCAUAUUGUAUGGCAAUUUGCUCAUCGUCACUCGCACUCAAAUAUCGUCGCCAAUUUUGUUUCUUACAGGGUAUGAGGCUUCACCUUGAGUCCUU